This is a messenger RNA of Annulohypoxylon truncatum, 666 nucleotides long. RefSeq lists its product as uncharacterized. The transcript has 3 exons. Lineage: Eukaryota; Fungi; Ascomycota; Sordariomycetes; Xylariales; Hypoxylaceae. Bases 1 to 666 code for a protein of 221 amino acids. The record is from RefSeq and is a predicted model, not a curated record.
AUGGUGAGCUGGGACAAUCAAUUGUCGAUCUGCUCGGAGAUCGACGGCGACGUUCGACUGUUCCCUGAAAAGAAGAAAAUUAGCCAGAGAUGUCAAUGGAAUACAAACGAAUCUAAGUCCAAAAUAUCUGCUCUUAAGGCUAUUCCAAGCGCGGAGAUUAUGAAUAAGGACAUUGAGGUACUUAACGCAACAGUUUCAGGUUUAAAGGACGACAUAACGCGUCAUACCUCUGAUCUGAUUGAGACCAGAUCUUGUCUACUCAGCGAAACCGCUGAGGUAGACUAUCUCAAGUCAACAGGCGCUACGCUUAAUGAACAACUAGAGUUAACUAAAGCGAAAGAGAACAAAGCAGUUGAAUUUACCAACCAACUGCAGCACAGUCCGCACAACCAGCAGCCAAAGGCUACGUCGUCACCGUACAAUGGAUGUCAGCACUCUACUGAAGCGAUGGCCACGACUAAGGUCGAUUCAGUCAUUAAUACCGGUUCCUUCGACCAUGAGAAGAUUCAGGAACCUGUUGCCAGCACCGUUGGUCAGCUUGACCGUAAUGAUACUCCAAUUAAUGAACGUUCUGACAUGCCAACAACAAUUGAGGAGCUGGAUGGUAACGCUGCUUGUCAGGGGCAUAAGUGGAGAGAGGGAAAGCAGGCGCUAGCCUGCGGCUAG